Molecule: messenger RNA, 2356 nt
Organism: Chara braunii
Lineage: Eukaryota; Viridiplantae; Streptophyta; Charophyceae; Charales; Characeae
Source: the annotation of a GenBank genome assembly
CGUCGUCGGGCCCGGCCUCCUAAUUUUCAGGAGUUUGGGAAAACUGCCAGAUUUCCCUAAUUUCCCAACACUGGGCGAGGUAUAGUGGUAAAAAAAAAAAACACCACUUAGUUGAAGGAACGGCUCUGCAUCUCUUCAGCCGCUCCCAAGGUACACCAUCAGCUCUGUCCCCUCCCAAUCCAUCCAUUUUGGCGUAGCCUGCGACGGCUUGAUGGCUCGUGUUGCAGUUGUAGCGAGCUGAGAAAAGCAAGUUUUACUUCCGUCCCCGUUACCGCAAGGCAGUGCCGCAAUCGGAGCUGUGACAGUGGGUUUGCUCUCCCCUGCCCGCGCCGCUCCUACCCCUCCUCCACCCCCCACCCCCCACGCCCCGCUCCCCCUCCUUCUCAUUCCUCCCCUCGACACCCACCCCCAAAAGCCCUUUGCGCUUCCAUUCUGUCGUCUCUCUCUCUCUCUCUGCGUCUCUCUCUCUCUCUCUCUCUCUCACACACACACACACACACACACACACACACGGCGUGCGUACUCGCGCCCACCGACGCAAUGCCGGUUGCCAUCGUGACGAGGCUCGGCGGCGACGACGAUGAUGAUGAUGAUGAGGACGACGAGGAGACGACGAUGAAGGUGAUGGUCGCGAAGGGGAUGAAGGUGAUGAUGCCGAUGAUGAUCGCGAGGAGUAGAAGAGGGGCUGAUGACGGGGGUGGGGAUGAGGACGACGAAGGUGGUGGUGGUGAUGAUGAUGAUGACGAUGAUGAUGAUGACGAUGAUGAUGAUGGUGAUGAUGGUGAUGAUGAUGAUGAUGAUUAGGAGGAGGAGGAUGAUGAUUAGGAGGAUGAAUAGGAGGAUGGGGUAGCGAAGGUCCAGAUUGGUGUGGGUGAAAUUGUGACAAGGACAGAUACAGGUACCGGUACAGGUACACGUCUACUUUCCAAGGUCUGGGAUUUCUGUCGCAUUCAGCCAUGGAUCACGGGGGAAUGCCGCCCCCUCCUCCUGAGCCAGUGACGUAUAUUUGCGGAGAUUGUGGUGCAGAUAAUCAGCUGAAGCCUGGUGACGUCAUCCAGUGCAGAGAAUGUGGAUAUCGAAUCCUUUACAAGAAGCGAACGAGAAGAAUUAUUCAGUUCGAAGCGCGUUAACGACGCCAUGGAAUUAUGAUGCUUGUUGCUGUCAGAAGAUGGUGGGAUAGAGGUGGUCUCCCCACAUGCAAUCUGUGUCUGGUUCACAAACCAUGGGCCUCGCUGCAUUACUAGACAUGCGACAUGCAUCUAGAGCUGGUUAUGAUGUAGAUACAUAAAAAAUGUUGGACUGAUCUGAAUGUAUCGGGUCCAUGAUCUCGUGCAGAUAUUUGCCUUAUGUUGAUCAGUGGAGCGAGGCCCCCUAUUACAUGUGGUGGAGAUUCUGUGUAGCAUGCACUCGCUGUACUACUGACGGUGAUUUUGGGCAGAUGGAAUCGGGAGCAUUACGCACAUAAUCCAUGUUCAUUGAGAGCAUUGGGAGGUACAAAAGGUGCAAGUUUUUUGGUUUGGGGGGGAAGGGGGGGGAGGGGGGAGGAGGAUGAUUUUGAGGGUUUGUGAGUAAUAAAUAAUCAGCAUUGAGCAAAAUCUUUGAAUGAGCAAACGCAUUGCUCAUUGCUAUCAGCGUAACCGCCGGCCGGUUCCCCACGCAGACACCAAAAAACUUGAAAAAAAGGAAAAAAAAAGGAAAGGGAAGAGUGGGCCGAAUAGACAAUUGGGAUGUGCAUGCCAGGUUGGCCACGCUAAACCCCAAACAAAAAGGAGGAAAAAACAAAAAAGGAAAGGGAAGAGUGUGGCUGAUAAGACAAUGGGGAUGGGCAUUGGGCAUGCUAGGAGGCACCACUGGCUCUCCGCUCCACUUUUCCCUCGAAUAGCAGUAGGCUUGGUUGUUGUUGGUAUAUUGCUCACAGGAUGGUCAUUGUACAUAUAGGGUAAAGGGUAUAUAGCAGUAAUAAUAGCUCUAUAAUAUAAUAUAAUAAUGCCAUGUGUUCUGUUCUUUUUUUUAUUUUUAUUUUAUAAAACUAUACUCUUCUCUCAAUUUUCCUCACACUACCUACCUACCACUACUCCCAUACGGGGAAACCCGUAGAAAGGCCGACCGAAUCAGCAAUGAAGAGACUGUAGAAAACUAAAAAAAAAACAAGAAAAUUGUUGCAAAUGCUGAGGAUUCAUACACCUGUCUUCUGAGGUGUUUUUGAAAUUGGACAUCUCAAAAGGGAACCAUACGUGAGACUUUUGCCUCAUAUGGCUCUUCUCAGAAUCCAUAUUGAUAUUUGCUCUUUCUUAUGGUAUGGAUUUAAUUCAAAUGUUUCUGUAACCUAAGACUCCAGUAAAUUAGGUCACCAUGG